This is a messenger RNA of Sycon ciliatum, 1530 nucleotides long. RefSeq lists its product as uncharacterized. The coding region runs from base 1 to 1530 and encodes 509 amino acids. The transcript is spliced from 7 exons. The record is from RefSeq and is a predicted model, not a curated record. Lineage: Eukaryota; Metazoa; Porifera; Calcarea; Leucosolenida; Sycettidae.
AUGAAGUGGGGAGCGGCGAAUUUUCAGCAAUUUCUGAAGCAAAAUGUGUCCUAUGGAUGGUCAAAUAUCGGAGUGAGCGUUCGUAAGCAGUACAGGGAUAUCGGACAAUGCUCACUGGAUCCGAAGAUUCACAGCCCCUUGGAGAACUUCCGUGAUAAAUGCUACAUCCAAGCCGAUCCGAUUGUCCUCCUCGAAAACCGAUCCACGUUCAAGAGCUACGAGAGGGAUCCAAGAAGUAAUGGGUCCUGUGCUACAUUCGGUGCAACUUGGGUUGAUACAACUCAACUGACCAAUGUCGGCAGGGGCAUGGAUCAAUUCCUCCAGUGCGCUGUUGGCAACAGGUCUAUUUUCACCGCAACUAACCCGGACAAUGCGCUCGGCAAACUGUUAAAACUCAGCACCGCCUGGAUUCUUCUGGGACAAUCAAGUACGGAGUGCUACAAGCAUCUCGGUAACAUCUGGCUAUACAAGAGAAAUCAGUGUAGUAUGGAAAUGUUACAGGAAACGUACAUAAUGAAAAGAUUGUCUGCAGGGCAAUCAGACAGCGCACUUCAACUCGUUGCCGAGCGAAUGGGUGGCAACAAUGUUAGGGACCUCAGCAACGUUAUCAUUUCUGGAUCACUUAUCUUGGCACCAUGGUCGCAUUUUAGCGGCAUUCACUGGAGCUCUUCGGCGGGAAAUGCAUCUGGGCGCAUCCUCUCACGUAUUACGUUAUACCCAGCGCCAGGAGAGCAUAUUACUGUCAAUAUCCGCACUUAUGAUGACUUACUGUCUACGACUAGUUCUAGAAUGAAAGUUCAUAUUAUCAGUGAGGAUAAUGUUUACAUGCUACGGUAUGGAGCAAGAGAUAGAGGUCUGUAUGAGCACCUGGAAGAGAUGUAUUUCAUAUCAAGCUCGCCUCUCACUGGCAUAGCACUUGGCGGCGAACCAGGAGCACGAGGAAACUUCCGUUUCAGGUUGUUGGAUGAUACUGCCAAAGAAAAGAAGUCUAAAGAUGGAUUCUACUUGGAUGUGCCAUUUGAGUUGCGACCUUGUUUUGGAGGCUUCUACGGCCCUCAUGUAGCGGUUACCAUAGAAUACCAGCCACUGACUCCACUGACUAAAGUGUGCUACUGUAUGAAUUCUACGGCGAUACAGAAGUGCAGCAAGGGUCGCUUUGCGCACAUGAAACCAGGCUAUUGGGCCGGUAACGUCACAACCAAUUGCCGUCGCGGCUCAGAAAAGGAACCUCUUGAUUGGAAAUCUACUGGUGAAGAUGUGGUGUUUGAAACGGAGAGUAACACUUCAAACAUCUCGCUCAAAGAGACGCAGGCGUAUGGAUCAUUCGUCGAUUAUCCGUUCGGUAUUGCUCAGUGCACGAAUGGACUUUGCAAGAGUAGUGCGUGGCUCUACAAUGGAUUGGGAACGCCAGCAUGUGUUGGUAAUGCCGCGGGUAUCUUGUGUGGAGAAUGCAGAGCCGGUACAAGACUGAAGCUAGCAUUAGCGAUUUCUGUGGUAAAUGCAUGUACCAUGUAUGAACGAGUACUCUGA